This is a messenger RNA of Oikopleura dioica, 636 nucleotides long. NCBI's taxonomy places the organism in Eukaryota, Metazoa, Chordata, Appendicularia, Copelata, Oikopleuridae. The record is from the annotation of a GenBank genome assembly.
AUGAACUUCGGACCAGGCGCAAAUCAAGAUGGGUUUUCUAAUUUUGGGCACGCAAUGUCCGAGGGAGGAAGCCCGCCAAGAGGUAGUUUUGGAACUCCUCCUCCAGCCGGACAGAUAACCGGGCCUCCAGAUUACUUUUCCGUGCUGGCUCACGCGUCAGGACGCCCAGGACUACCUCCGAGGACGAUGGACUACAUGCUCUCUCAGGAGGAAUUGAGCCGCCGAAACGCCAGACGGAAGCGUAACCGAGAAGCUGCUGCUCGCUGCCGAGAGAGAAGGAUUGAAACUGUCAAAGAGCUCGAAACGAAGGUCAAAAACCUUCAGAAAGAAAAAGACGAGCUCAAGAGACAAAAUGAAGUGAUGGCAUCUGAGUUGGAAAAAUGCAAAUUUCAGCUCAAAAUGAUGUCAACAAAUUGGGGCCACGUGCUCGCGGACUCGCCACAAUCAACAAAGAGUCUCCAUUCGCCAAUGACCCCAAAGGAGAGCAUCCCGUGCGAGAGCUUCUCGGAUCCUGGGCUCACUCCUUUGCUGGACGGACGGGUGAAAUUCGAGUUUCCCGAUCUGCCCGAGGAAUCAACGCGAAAAGCUAGAAUGACAUCAACGAGCGAGUUCAACAAGUUUCUCGACGAGUUUUAG